GCCUCGCGGGGAGGGCACCCCGAGGCACCAGAGCCUGCCCGCCUUGCCGGCUUGUUCGGGCGCAAUCCCAUCCCAAACGUUCCUCGGGUCUAUUGUGUGCCUGGCCGAGCGCCAGGCUGGGAAGGGACCCACAUCACGAGUGGGCGAUGUGAGCUUGUGCUCCGGGCGCUGGGGAGACCGGAAGGCUUCCUGGAGGCGGUGGCUUUCUGCAGAGCCCUAGAAGGCACAUUAAUUCAUUCAGUGAAGGGAGUAUUUAUUGGCGCCUACUGUGUGCCAGGCCUUCGGGGCUGUACGUCCUAGUGCCUACGAUUUGUGCCAAAAUGUCUAGGGGCCCCCUUUCCAAGCGUGCGCCCAUUCAACAGAGGGAUGCCAGGCACACCCGGCGGAGAAGCCAGAGGGCCCGCGGAUGCGCCCGCCCGCUUCCGCACACAGCAGGGGCAGCGUCCGGACACACCUCCCUGCGCCCCCCGGCCGACCGCGGCGCGGGACUACAUCUCCCAGCAUGCCCCUGCGGCCCCGAGCCAGGCGAGGCUCGGUGAGUCAGAGCCGCACAGUAAAUAUUUGUAUUAGCCGGAGCCGGCUCGCUAAUGGUGGACGCGUGAGGCGGAGGAGCGCGGCGCCGGGAGGCAGCGGGCAGCGCGGCGGCGGCGCCAUGUCCGUGAACAUGGACGAGCUCAAGCACCAGGUCAUGAUCAACCAGUUCGUGCUGACGGCGGGCUGCGCGGCCGACCAGGCGAAGCAGCUGCUGCAGGCGGCCCACUGGCAGUUCGAGACGGCCCUCAGCGCCUUUUUCCAGGAGACCAACAUCCCCUACAGCCACCACCACCAGAUGAUGUGCACUCCUGCCAACACCCCCGCCACGCCCCCCAACUUCCCUGAUGCCCUCACCAUGUUCUCCCGUCUCAAGGCUUCCGAGAGCUUUCAUGGGGGCGGCAGUGGCAGCCCGAUGGCAGCCACGGCCACGUCCCCCCCGCCGCACUGCCCCCACGCCGCCACCGGCAGUUUCGCGGCACCGAGCUGGCCGACUGCGGCCUCGCCCCCAGGGGGGCCACAGCACCACCAGCUGCAGCAGCCGCCCCUGUGGACUCCGGCACCCCCCUCCCCGGCGUCAGACUGGCCACCCCUGGCCCCCCAACAGGCCGCCUCAGAACCGAGGGCCCACCCUGCCAUGGAGGCGGAGAGAUAAGGGAGGCCCCUCCCCCCUCCCGGAGGCCAGGACCCUGUGGGGCGGGGGAGAGGAUGUCUCUGCGGGCCCCCUUCACCCUGCUCUGUCUGCACCCCCGUUCCCCGGAGCCCUGGAGGGGAGAGACUGGACCCUGGUGCCAGCACACGGGCUGCCUGCGCGCAAACAUGGGAGUGCAGGCACGGGGCCCCCACCUUGCAUGGAUGUGGUUCAGAGUCGUCUUGGUGCUGGUGGACAGAACUUCAGAGAACAAGCAGCCUUCCCCAGAGGACUCGCUCGUCCUGCCCCACCCCAGGGGACUGCAGAGAAUCACCACAGCAGCGGAGACUUGGCUGGCUCCUGCCUGGGAGCUCCUCAGGGGCCAGCAGGCCUAGAUCCCCACCCUCGGGAAUGCAGAGGCUUCUCCGCAUGUGUGUGUGUAGCUGUGUCUGUAUUUAUAUGUAUGUCGCUCUACAAGAAGCAACCUAGUUUAUGGGGCAGCUGGACUUUGCAUGUUAGAGUGAGCCCCCAAGCCCCUUGUCUGCCACCUGUCUCCCCAGGGCCCUGCCCCUCUCUCCCACCCCCUGCUCAGCCAGCCUUGCUGUUCCCUGCAGAAAAAAGAAUUGUGGGAAACUUCAGGACUCUUCCCACCCAUUCCCCAGCGCCUGCCUGCUGGGGCUGCCUGCAUGCCUCCCCGAGAGCCCGGGGGUACCUCACACCCUUUCCCUUACUCCUUUUAACAAAAGAGAAGAGUUCAAACCAC
Neogale vison (American mink) is the source of this 1925-nucleotide messenger RNA. RefSeq names its product UBA like domain containing 1 (gene UBALD1). The record is from RefSeq and is a predicted model, not a curated record. The transcript is spliced from 3 exons. Gene Ontology annotation, molecular function: protein binding. NCBI's taxonomy places the organism in Eukaryota, Metazoa, Chordata, Mammalia, Carnivora, Mustelidae. The coding region runs from base 407 to 1186 and encodes 259 amino acids.